AUGUCGGACAUGUCAUUUUCCCAUAUGGAUUAUAAAAUGUUUCCUGGAGGAUAUUACCGUGAUCUACCAUCGUUUCAACAAACUUCAACCCCGACUAUUCCGAAUAUGUCCGGAUGCAUCGGGGAUAUCCCGACCCCUGCGGAUCUCAGCAUGUUGAAUGAUAUCUACCAAAAGACUGAUAUGUUCAAUGUGAAUGUGAACGCUAAAAGUCGCGGACCCGGGGAUUCCUCCCCAGACAGCGGACACGGUGGUGACGCUAAAAACGACACAGCGUUAUGUGAGAGUGGGGAGGAGGAAGGAGUGGAGCUUGAUAGUGGAAUAAUCGACCAGACACCCCCCGCACGACGCUACCUCAGCGAUGAUGAAAAUUGUGAUAUCAAACCCACGGGGCACCGGAAACGGAAACGACCAAUUCCCAAAGGUAAACCACCAUAUAGUUACAUUGCAUUGAUCAGUAUGGCCAUCUGUAACAAUGUGGAGCGGAAGCUCACUCUUAAUGACAUUUACAAGUUUAUAACUGACAAAUUCCCUUACUUUAGGGACCAUCCUAAUCAAAAAGGAUGGAAGGGGUCAAUACGUCACAAUUUGGCACUCAACGACUGUUUCGUAAAGCUUCCUCGUCGCCCCGGAAUGAAGGGACACGAAUGGGCUAUUGACGCAGAAUACGAGGAUAUGUUUGACCAUGGGAGUUUCCUGCGGAGGAGGUAUCGUUACAAGGAUGGUGUCCGUAAAAAAGCCCGCCAUUCGUCGGCACCUAGUUCGAUUGGAUCCCCGGAUGUGUUUCUACAGCCACAACGUCACCACGUUGGUCUCGGCUGCCUCGAAAACAAAAUGGCGCAACUCCAGCCAGCUGACAACACGUUCGGCCAUUCUUUCAAUCUUCAGCACGAGUACGCUACAUCAGUUGAAGAAAGAUCUGCUAACAAUGGAUUGUGGAAUCCGUUUAUCAACGACAGUGUGCCGACGACUCCAUUGUCACAUCCUGCCAAAAGUCCUCCGUCAUAUGACGACGCGUGCGCGACAUCACCGCCAUCUCAAAUGACGUCACCAUCCAAUGACGGCAAUACUUCCGCAGAUAUCACCAAUAAGUACCACGCCUACAUGAAUGGAAUGGCAGGGCUUUGGAAUGGCAGCAACGUCCAUCAGUUUCAGGGUUUACAUAUUCCGAAUUUCAAUAUGGCACACCCUUCCGCAAUUAAAAGCGAGAGUUUAAGCCCGCUUGGUAACUCGGCCAACUUGUGGAAUUCGCCAUAUAUGGACCCAGGGAUUGGAUUCAAAUCUCAACCAUAUCCGAUCCAAAGCUUCGCAAGUCCCGCUCCACACGACAAAAACUUUCCGAUGACCCGUGCCCCGGGACCUAGACUUCUGCCUCCCUGGUCUACCCCUCAGUAG
This is a messenger RNA of Ylistrum balloti, 1392 nucleotides long. Its product is annotated as forkhead box protein D1-like. NCBI's taxonomy places the organism in Eukaryota, Metazoa, Mollusca, Bivalvia, Pectinida, Pectinidae. Gene Ontology annotation, biological process: anatomical structure morphogenesis; regulation of transcription by RNA polymerase II; cell differentiation. The transcript has a single exon. Gene Ontology annotation, molecular function: DNA-binding transcription factor activity, RNA polymerase II-specific; RNA polymerase II cis-regulatory region sequence-specific DNA binding. The coding region runs from base 1 to 1392 and encodes 463 amino acids. The record is from RefSeq and is a predicted model, not a curated record.